AACUAUAGUCAAUGUGUCUGUGAAGUACUUUGCCCAGAGAAAACUGAAAUAAUGACGGACCACUCAACGAUUCUGCAUGAAUUUACUGUAAAAGCUCGACCGAAAGUUGAAAGAUUUGUCUACAACUUUAGCGCUGGUGAUUUCGAAGGAUUACGGACCGCAAUGAAUUUGACAUCUCUCGUUGAGCAUGCCAAUAAUAUCGACAUCGCUUGGCAAGAGUGGAAAGAUGCAUUUUUAACAACCGCCUCGCACCAUAUCCCAUGGAUCAAUGCUAUUAUCCUAAACGCAAUACGAAAAGAAGAUUCCGUUCGCCAAAAACUUGAGACUUCCCCUAAUAGUGUUCGACUACAGCAGCAAUUCAAGUCUUUGCCAUCUGAAAUUAAACGAUUGUUGCGGAGAAAUGGGAAAAGUGUUUUAAUUGUUUAGGAAGAGAUCAAAGUCCGAAACGUUUCUGAAAAGAAACACAACAAAGUAAGACAUCCCUGACAUUAUUUCAUCGAGUAAUUGAUACAUAAUGAAACAUAUGACAAUACAGUACAGUACAAGACGACCAGUGAUUAAUUAGGAGGUUCAACCUCCUAAUUAAUCACUGGUCGUCUUGUACUGUAUUGUCAUAUGUUUCAUUAUGUAUCCGAGGUUGAUAGGUAUAUAGUAAUGGACUAUAAAUGGUAAUGUCUAAUGAUCAGACGAACGCAUCGCAAGCGCCAAGGUUGUGCAACAAAUAGAAAAUGAACCAACAAUUUGUGAACGAUGAUUGAAUGUGGUUAAAUGUAUAUUUAAGCAAAGUUCACGGCAGAUGUAUCACGCCGUAGCGUUAGAGUUUUUCAUAAAUAAUAAUAUGCUUUUUUGCAAAUGUUUCCUCUCAACAUGGAGGCGUUGGUAAAUAUUGAUGUGGAAAUUUUUUUUCGUAGAUUUAAUGUUCAGAGGAAUUUAUCAUGGCAAGCAACAUCAUCCGGGUAAGAAUGAAGUAUAAAACUAAAUACCACUAAUCGAGGGAUUUGUGGAACUAUUGUUCUGUUUCAUAGUCUCUAUUCCGCGCUCUGGGUGAGCUACUGUAUACGCUGUUACCUUCUCAGGCCGAGACACACAGGAUGCGAUUCGACAAUGCGGCGCGUUUUUCCAGUUUUUGAAGUACUAUUUAAAACACGAGCAGGAGUGGUUUAGCAGAUAUAAAACACGAGAGCGCAGCUCGAGUAUAUCUCAUAAAGCACGGACUGUGAUGGUUUUAAAUGGCUUAAAAAACGACCGAGUUCAUUGGCGAAGUAAUUUUUAAAAUAAAUGUUGUCUAAGUCGAGAAAAUCAAAGCUAAAGUUUAUUUUAAAUGAACAUUUUUAUCACAUAUUAAAUAUCACAUAUUUUUAUCACAUAUUUUUUUUAUCACAUAUUAAAAAACUCAUUAAUAAUUCGUGAGGAAAAUACAAAAGAAAUGAAUGUUUAAUCAAUGUUUGUAAAUCAGAUGCUUAGACAAUGUUUAUUUUUAAAAUUAGUUUCCCAAUUAACUCAUAAGAUGGGUCUAAAAAUACGACUAAAAAUCUUGGAAUAUCGCACCCUGCAUAAGGCUGAGUAUAAAAAAGCUUUCUUUAUUAAAGUUUACUUACAAUCCGUCAAAUUAUACACCAGUGGUGUAUAAUUUGACGGAUUGUAAGUAAACUUUAAUAAAGAAAUCUUUUUUAUACUCAGCCUUAUGCAGGGUGCGAUAUUCCAAGAUUUUUAGUCGUACCUGACUGGUACGCCAAUGGUUGUGGUCGCGUACUUAAAAUAAGGUUCAUAAUUAAAGUACAGGUUUCUGAAAAGUAUGUUCAGACUACGAGGCAGAAAAAGAGGCACAAUUGGUCAAUUGCAAUAUACAAACAAUCGAUUCCAACGUUUCUUAGUGCCAUCAGUCCAAUCAUGUUUCAUUGCAAGACAUCUCAGACACAUGAUAUACUGUACACCAACUAAAUUACCGUCUUGAAUACCUUGGGGUUUGAAAGGUCAUGUGGUACCAGCAAAACGUAAGUACGAAGAUAGCAAGAGUUCCGCGUACAUACGUGGUACGUGACUGGAAACAAAGAAGUACCAGACCGUAAUAUUGGCGUACCUCUGGUACGUAAGUACGCGAAUUAUCGCACCCUGCAAUUAUGACAAUUUAAUUGGUAUUGGUGCGUCUAGUAAAAACCACCAUAUUUUUUCUAACCGCCAUAAAUUUUGAUACUUUAGAUGAUUUAACGUCGGUAUUGAAAAGAGCGGUUGAUAUUGGCGUUACAAAGGUACAAAACAGCAGUGUAUCAUAGAUCUCUACAAAACCUUCUCUCGCUUUUAAGCCCGGAAAUAAAUAAAUCCCCUUUCGAUUAAUUCUCUGCCUUUGUGGUGAGAAAUGUUAUAUCAUCACGCAACCCACGCAUAAUGGAAUCUGUCCCUCAAUGAAAUGAUGUUUAACACCAAUUGACUGGGACGGGGGAAAUGUAUGUUUUGUAGACCCGAUACUGCCAAUAGUUCCCAGGCUAAGCCAAGGGAACACUCUAAAACACUCUGGUGAACCUAGAAAUAGCCCUAUUUGGGUUAACUUAAUAUUCCUGGUUAAUUUUCCUGGUUAUUUUUAACCUAUAGCCUAGUCAAUUUAAUCAGGACUUUCUUGGUUAAAUCAGUAACCAAAUUAUGUUAGGUGGGUAAAUAACCAGGGGCCCCUAGCGAAAUUGCAAGGUGUAACAUGCCUCGCAAAAAUUUACCUCAAAAUUAACUAAAGUCAACUCUGACAUGCUCUUUUUUAAAUAUUUCUCCAGAUGAUUAUAACCUGUGGCUGUUCAGAUGAUAUAAAAAAUGGACUUGAACUCAGUAAAACAAGAGGUACAUUCCCAAAUUCGUCUUUGAUGCUAAACAUCAAACUACUGCAAGAAGGUUUUCAUUCUGUGACAACUGUACUCUGUUAAAUUUGUUAAUGCUGCGAAAGAUAAACGUUUUACCUUUCACGUUUUACUAUUCAGUUCAGCAUAUGCAUAUGACCCAUUGCCAGUACUGUGUAGAUUAGAGUCAGGUGUACGGGUGCUUUUUAUCUUGAUGAAAAGGUUUUAUCUGCUUAAUAAAUUAUUAAUAGCUGCUACAAAAAGUGGUUGAAAAUUGCCAAGGGAUUGAAGUGGUAUCCACACAUUGAAGUCAAGGCCGGAUGUUGGUGGGGGAAAUAGGUUGUUUUCAAAUUUUCAUUUGAUCUAUCAUUCUAUCAGUUAACCUUUCCCAGAGGGGAGGUGCAUGACUUUUAGGGGAGACGCAAAAAUCUCAGGAUAGGUGCAAAAUUAUCUCAGGGGCGGUACGCACCUCCCCACACCUCCACUCAAAAUGUGGUGAAGUGGUACAGUACUUUCACAGUACAACAUAGUACAAACAUGCAGAGGUACAAAGAGGCUUGCAAAGGCAGCUAUAGCAUGAACUCAUGGUGAAGGAACCUCGAUUAUAAGUAAUAUUAAAAAAUAUAUAUUUGGUGAGGUGCACGUUCAAUAACUCAAUCGAACACUCCGAAUCAUGAAAAAAAUCCUUAAUUGUGUGCAGUCAAGCAACGUUGUUUCCAUGAUAUAGAUGGUUUGUACUGUACAGUUGGUUGUCAUCCUACGCGAUGUGGUGAGUUUGAGAAGGAUGGAGACCCAGAUGCUUAUCUCAAUGGGUUACUUGAAGUGAUUCAAAAUAAUAAAGAGAAAGUCGUAGCUGUUGGAGAAUGUGGACUAGGUUGGUUGUAAGUACAACAUACAACACUUUGUACGAUUGUAGUUUUAUGCAACGAAAUUUACCAUUUUCUUAUGAUUGCAUUGUAAUGAAAAUUCAAAAUGACUAAUAAGAUGCUUUUCCAAACUAUUUUAACUUUGAGUUGUUUCUUUCUUGCGUUAAACCCAUUUUCCAAUAUCUUGUAUGUAAUUAAAUACUGUAGUUGAGUAAUUGGCAAUGGCACAUUAUCAACCUCUGUGACCGCUCCUCUUGCUAAUGUCAAUUUGUUUCAAUCAUAUUGGGUGUAUGCAAUGGGACCGUUCUACAGCUUUUCUGGAUGAUAUUGCUUAAUUAAUAUUUGUUUUCAUUCAAUUCAUCAUGUUGCUUAUGUCUUAUAUGUAUACAUCCCACUUAAUAUAUAUACAGUAUACUCCUCUGUAUUGCUUUAUAGUAUAUAACCCAUUUGUACCAUUAUAAUAUUACUUUUAUGUCAAUUGUUGCUAUUCUUAUAUUACUGUUAUUAUUGCUACAUGUAGUAGCUGUACUUCUACUGCUUAACUUCUGCUGCUAUCAUUUUAAUAUUAUAUAAAAAUGAUAGCAUUUUAAUAUUGCUAUCAGUGACACUAGGAGCAACCCCCCUCCUCCGCAGCCCCACCAUUUUCCAAUAGGCGAAUUUGUCCGCGCGAAGCCAAGCGAAAAACAAAUCUUGGCAAUGUGAUUGGUCGGCGAAAACAUUCCCCGCGAAAAAGUUGGAUCAGUUCCUACUUUUUUACUGUUCGCGCGAACAAAUUCGCCUAGUGGAAAAUGGGCUUUAUUUAACAUGAUUUGAUACGUAAAUCUAUGGAUAGGAUGUCACGUCGGCAAAAAUUUCAUUUGACCGCGCAAGGUUUGUAAUGCAAUAUAGGCCGCGGGCAGUUGUGUGAAAAAGUGCCUAGAAAAGCAAUUUCGUGGCACCCCCUGGGGAAUAGAUUUUCUGUGGUUCAAUGCAUAGUUCCAUAGAUGCUCAGUCACUACGAAAAGUUCCCAAGCAAAAAACUUGCCCAAUACGGAGAAAAUGAGUGAUCAGUGAUUAUCCUCUAUUAGUAUUUUUGCACAAGUGAACAUAACAAAUCCUACACGUUGAUUGGUCAAAUUUGACGUAUUAAAUAUAGGUUAUUCACCUACAGGUGAAUAUAACAAAACUGAAAUUUUCAAAAUGGCGGUUAGCCGUUUUGUGGAAGUUACUGAUGAAGAAAUAAGCGAAAUUAAAAUAAAUUGAUCAGUCCCAAAAACACAAAAGACUUGUGUGAAAAUACUAAAACAAUUAUUCGCCUCAGGCUCGGUGAUUAUCGGGGAAUAUUCACCUCGAAUUCAUCUCGGCGAAUAUUCCCCGAUAAUCACCUCCCUUCGGCGAAUAAUUGUUAAUUAAUUAACAAUUAUUCGCCGAAGGCGAGGUUAUUAUCGGGCAAUAUUAUCACCGAGCCUGAGGCAAAUAAUUGUCUUAGUAUUUUUACACAAGUCUUUUGUGUUUUUUGGGACUGAAUUUAUUUUAAUUUCGCUUAUUUCUUUAUCAGUAACUUCCACAAAACAGCUAGCCGCCAUUUUGAAAAUUUCGGUUUUGUUAUAUUCACUUGUAGUUAUAUUCAUAUUGUCUGCUCCUGAGGGAAAUAAUUUGUUUUGUUUUCCCGAGUCUCAGAAAGUAAUUAUGCAAUGUGACGUCAGAGUGAAAUAAUUUGCAUGUCUCAAGAACGAAGCAAACUAAGAGAGUUUGGCAAAGUAUUAUUUGGUCAUUUUGAAUUUGUUUUACAAUGCAAUCAUAAAAGAAUGGUGUGAAAUUUCGUUGCAUAAGCAAUUUAAAUAAUUACACGAUCUACAUAUUAGUGACAGAUCAUUCAUCUAACUAUUUACAUCCAGACUUUUGAACCCUUCGUUUCCUUCAAAAUUGUCGAAGAAUGAAUUGAUUAAGAGGCAAUUUUUUUCACUGUCGCGUAUUUGCGAUAAAAAGUGUUCAAAAGCGAAAAUCUUUUUGGCGUUCCUCUCAAAAUUGCUUUGUUUUAGCUUUAUUCUCUAGCUUAUACAGUUAGCGACCUUUUUAAAUGCAUUUGCGGGUUGAGAAACAUAAAAUAAUAGUAAAAAAUUGUCAAUUACAGUCAAUUUCAGCUGACUUUUCGUCGUAAGAUUCCAAACUUCGUUCCGAACUUCGCAAAUUCGUUGCCAAGUUCAAAAGUUCAUAAUGAAAUUCACAAACAGGUUUGUAAACUGGGCAUUUGAUUGGCUGGUUUGAUUUAAUAGCCAAUCAGAGGCUUUGUUUACAAACCUGUUUGUGAAUUUCAUUAUGAACUUUUGAACUUGGCAACGAAUUUGCGAAGUUCGGAACGAAGUUCGGAAUCUUACGAUGAAAAGUCAGCUGAAAUUGACUGUAAUACAAUUAUCAAUGAUGCUUUAAAAUUGACGCCAUGCAUAUUACAGCAAUAUAAGCAAAACUUACUGAACUUCAGACGUCAUUUUCUCUUUGGCUUACCAUCUAAAAUCUCUUCAUUUUAGCAUUAUUUUACAGAUAAAUAACUAAUCACACUUUUUUUAAAAGUUGCCGCUUGAGAAACGUAUCAAAAAUUUAAAAAAUUGAAUAUAGUCAUAACCAAGUGGAAAAGUUAGUUUUGAGCGCGUGUUACGUAACAUACAAAAAAUCUCCUCUCAAUAUAUUAAAAAUUUAAUAUUGAUAAAGUGAUGGGAUUUAAGGCAAAAUUGUGCACAUGAACUCUGGAUUCAAGUAAUAUUUUCUGUUUGCUUGGUUCAAAUUAAUGUGCUAAAGUAAAUAUAUGCGAGUUAAUUUGCACUUUACAUGAAAUGUUUGUAAGAGUGCUUUAUACUAACUUGCAUACAGUAUACAUUCUGUAAUACUUCAUGACUAGAAAUACGGUACAUGCAUGGGAUACACUGGAAUCGAAGAUAAGUUUACUUAGCUAUCUAUUUUGCGUACUGUCAGCUUUAGUCAAAUUAUUAAAUUACUUCUCAUCGCACAAAAAAACAGCAAAGCUGAUAUGUGGUGCACCGAUAAUUAUUUUAGUUGGUUAUAAAGUGAUGGUGUUUAUAUUAUAUUGUCGUGACUAAUGAUAGGAAAUAAUUUCACCAUCCAACAUCGAUAAACAUGCAUGGUUGGAAGAGUCUUGCUUAAAAAGUUCAAACCUAUACUUCGCAUUUGCAAGCGAGCAUGAAAAAUCGUGAAAAUAUUGCCAGCUUGUCUAUACAAUUAUUUUCAAGUAAAAUUUUAUAAGUACCCGUACUUUUUAAACAAUUAAUGUUACUUUUCAACCUGAAGCAGAAGGCCUGGACUUUAAAUAAACAAUAUCCGGAGAUAAUGAGAUUAUCUCACUAUCUGGUCGGAUGUACAGUGUAAUAUCGGAUGCAUCCCUAAUAACGGAAUAAUAUUAUUGAAAAAAAAACAUUUGUUGUUUUUGACUAGAUUAUGAUCGCUUGCAUUUUUGUCCUAAAGAAACUCAACUAAAGUAAGUGUUCAAUGAAAGUGCUAGGUAUUGGAGAUAAAUGAAUCAAUGUGAUCUCCAACCUUGUAUCCAUGUUUCACCAGAUGAUUAUCUUCAUAGAUAUUUUGAAAGACAAAUUGACCUGGCAGAAAAGACGAAGCUACCAAUGUUCCUUCACAUGCGUAACGCUAACAAGGAUUUUUGUGGCGAGUAGAAAUUUAAUUAUCUUCCUUUUCUAUAAAAUCAUGCAGGGUCACGAUAAGAAGUUCAGACCAACUUAUUAUCUAUAAGAAGUUUAUAUUAUAAGCAGUUUAUAUUAUAAGAAGUUUAAACCAACUUAUAUCUGUAAUAAUACUGUAUUACAAGGCUCAGAUCUGGUCAUUUUACCAAAACCGCGGAUUCUUCCUCUCGCUCUAAAAAGACGUGCGAUGUUUUCGCGUCAAAAUAUUCAGGGAUGCUACCACAUUCCUAACGACGUGAAAUCGACAUCGUGGGAAUAGCGCGACAUAUACAUGUAUGUGUCGUUUUAUUGUAUCGUACUUUACUUAUCGUCACGUAGUUACAGGCUAUGUUUACUGCAAACGUCAGUAGCCCUUGAUCUCCAAGAUUAUUAUUAAAAGUCUCUGCGGAGGAGAGUGGGAAUACUGGUUGAGAUUACCUUUCUCUACACAAAAUUCGCAUACCCGUUAUGAUGAAUUCCAUGUUAAAAGAUCUUAUUGCGCUUCUUAAGCCCUCGCUGUCCUACUCAUUGACACAUUGUUGAUCUUGUGUCAUCAGGGUAAAUUACCUAAAGUUGUUUCGGCGCUGUUUGGGGGAGAGGGGUGAUGAAGUUUGUUUUUUCAAUGUAUAUUGGCUGGAAUGGUUUCAAGGGUUAUGUUAUAUUAAUGGGUCGUGAUAACGAAUGAUUGGUCCGGGAGAAAUUAUAUUCGACACAGGCGCAUUCCUGAAUGUUUUGACACGAAAACAUGACGCCUCUUUUUCUGGCUCAAUGAAGCAUCCAUUGUUUGGGUCAUACCUUUAUACCUUUAUAAGAUUAAAUUUGCAUGAUGGUUAUGUCAUGCCUCUUACUACCAACUACGCGCUUAUGCGUCUAAUUUUACUUAACCUAGCUGUAUACAGAUCCAACUCGGUAUCGCGUGAUAGGUCUAGACUGAAGUUUACCAAGUGACUCUAGUUUCGGUUACAACCUGCAGUUGCUCAUAGAAAAUUAAUAUGCAAAAUAUGAAGAUACAGUAUAUUGACUCGUGGAGCCGGUCCGCACCUGAGUGCAGAGGUUUUCUCUUGUCUGGCGAGUUUUAUAAGAGCUAGAUCUGCGCCUUGGGUUCAGUCUAAAGUACAGCUAAACAGGAUACCCCCUGAUCCAGGGUAGGUCAGCUUCAAGCCUGGUACACAACCCUCUGUGAUGUUGUUUGCAAGUUUGAAACUGAUGCAAACUAAAUAAAUAUGCAUUCGUUGGUGGAUUUUAUCUCCGCUCUCGUUACUCUCCCGGAAGCGGAGAUAAAACCCUGGGUACGAGGUUGGCAUUGCAGUUGUUAAUAUUUGUCACUCCUGUUUUUAGAUAUUAUUAAACGAAAUCGAGAUAGGAUUCACGCUGGUGUUGUAAGUUUUUGCAUACAUACAGUAAUGACGGUUUAAAAGUGACUGCAUACUUAAAUCCGCCAGGAGGUUAUGUUUUCAUCCGCGUUUUUAUGUGUAUGUGUGUGCGUCUAUCAGCACGAUGACUUAAAAAUAUCAUACGUAUUAAUACGAAAAUUUGUGGGAUUAAUGGACAUUGCCCAAGGACAACUUGAUUAAAUGUUGGUUAAAUUUGGAUGAAAAUUGGAUGAGAAAUUAGCCAAAGUUUGUCUUGUUUUGCUGGGCAGAAAAAAACUGAAUGCGUAAUUAGCCCAUUGUAUAAUUUAUGUACGAUACAUAUCUUAAUUUGUUGGCCAAGGUAUAUGCAGUCUCCGAGUGCCCUCUAUAUGUACUAUUUAAAGCACGCGUAGCAGUGUUUUAUCACAUAUAAAACACGACGCGUAGCGGAGUGUUUUAUAUGUGAUAAAACACGACUACAAGUGCUUUAAAUAGCUUAAAAAACGACUCAUCUUUAAAAUAAACUUUGUCUAAACCGAGAAAAUCAAAGCUAAAGUUUAUGUAAAUUAACGUGAUUUUUUAUCACAUAUAAAACCACGACACGCUUAUGAUUUUUCUUUGUGUUUUGCUCCUGAAUUAUUAAUGAGUUUUUUAAAUGUACUUUACAUGGCUGUAUUCAGGUCUAGCAGUAUGACGUAUCAUAAUAAUCCGCCAUUUUGAGUUGGCAAAAAUCUUUUAUUCAACCGACUACUACACAACCGUGGAGUAUUAUAACUCCACAAAAUGCUCAAACAAAAGCAACAGCCGCAGUCAGUGCCAUAGUCUUGCUUUGACGCCUGUUGGCUUUUCCUUGACUAUUUUUAAUUUGCCACCCAAAAUGUCCAAAUAUCACCAAAUACGUGUUGUGUGACGUCACUUGCAAGACCAUUGAUAUGCAAUAUAUAUCUUUGCAUAGGCUCACUGUUUUACUGGCAAUAAAGAAGAAGCACACUCAAUCCUUGAUCAAGGACUUUUUAUCGGUGUAACGGGAUGGUAGGUAUAGGAUUCAUUUGGCGUGAAGGCUAUUAACCAGUAUCAUGGGUUUUUUUCAGGGCUUUUGUAGGACCGUUGAACGGCCCAAAAAACUCCAUCUUGAAUUGAGUUUUGAGACUCAAUCAUCUCACCAAAAGUUUUAGUGUAGUAAAAAUGAAGUAGUCUGUGUUAAAAUUAUAACGUGGAAAUACUUUUUCCUGUUGGAACCCAACAAAGUAAAAAAAAAAAAACAUACCACCUGCAAUUCGUUUCGCAACAUAAAAUCAAAGCAAUUUAUAAGGCAUGUAAAGGCUAAAAUCGUGAAGCUUCCAGUAACUUCACUCCUGGAUUUCCCAGGUUUUAUGGUGCCCCAGACCCCAGGUGAUUAGGUAAACACUCAAUCUUCCCAGCAAAGAUUCCUUUAAAAAAACCCUGCAAUAUUUUGCUUGUUGGUGUGAAACAGUAGGUUAUGAUCUUAUCGAAUUGUUAAGCUAAGUUACUAUUAUAAUAAAUAAAAGAGUAAAUUAAGACUAGAAUUCACGUUUGGUCUCCGCGGUAGAUACAUGCCUGGGCACUUUGGUGUACCUAUUUUUUUACCGUAACUUCAUUAACUUACCCAUGUGCAGUGCAGACGUGCAGUACCAAUGUUUUCAUUUUGUAUAUAGUUCGUUUAAAACGGAAGAAAAUCUGGAAGUUGUAAAAUCAAUCCCAGCAGAAAAGUUAAUGAUUGAGACGGGUAUGGCAGUAUAUGUGUCUAUAUUGUAAAUAUGAACCUCAUUGUGCUGUUACUGAAUACACCAUUGUUGUAUAGAUGCACCGUGGUGCGACAUUAGACCAACUCAUGCUGGGUUUCAGUACAUUAAAACAAAGUUUGAUACUAAGAAAAAAGAAAAAUGGCAAGAAGGAUGGUGUGUGAAGAGCAGGAAUGAACCAACACAUCUAAUGUAC
This is a messenger RNA of Paramuricea clavata, 10664 nucleotides long. The record is from the annotation of a GenBank genome assembly. Lineage: Eukaryota; Metazoa; Cnidaria; Anthozoa; Malacalcyonacea; Plexauridae.